CGUCAAAGCAAGCAAUUCCUAUCUUGUUCUUUUGCGAGUGCGUUGAGUGGUCAGCUGAGACAAGAUACGUUGGUUCGACGGACGGAAGUUGGGAAUUCAAUGAUGGUCGGCAUCUACCAAGAAACCGGGGCCAUGUAGCACCGUCGCGUAUGCGUCGAGGCGUACACGCUUAGAAAUACCUCCAAUCGUGACGUCCGACACUUUCAUAUAUCCCGCCAAAGGUUCAUAGGAUUCCCAGCCCACGUAAAAUUCAGCGUUCACUUUCUAGGAACUAUCCACAUCGGCAUAUGGGUCGUCGCGGGUCUCCCAGUCGGAACAUCGUGGACGUAUUGUCUCAUCUCGGCCGUGUUGCUGUCGAGCAGGAAACAGACGUGCAGGGAAGAACAAGACUGGUGUUAGGCAGCAGGAACCUCGGACAAGAAGAGGAAGACGAAGACCCAACCCUGAAACAGACACCGAGCAGGAAGAUGGAUCUCAGACAAUUCUAUCUCGACUACAUCUCCACGAUCAACAACGCUGAAGAUCUCGCCACCAGUCUGUCCCAAUUCGUUAAGGAAGGUCUUAUACACAGCCACGACGACUCGGCGCCCAUGUCGGUGGCCACGUUUGCAGAGAUGAUAAGGCAGAGUCAGAAAGAUCUUCCCGGGUUGCAUUUUGACGUUGAAAUGCUCAUUGUGGAGAAUGAUGCCAAGCAGGAGGAUGGCAAUGUCGCGUCGAGGAUCAAGCUGACGUACAAGCCGACACCGACGACUACAGAGGCGUUCUACGAGCACUGUAUGUACAGGGUCGAAAGGGGCAAGAUCGUGAGGAUUUGGAGCGUGAUGGAUGGAGCAGGGCAAAAGUGGUUGGACCAGAACUAUGCAGCCAAGAAAUGAGGUGCGUGAGGACAUCUCAGAUGGACUGGAAGAACGAUAACGAGAGUUACGGACUUUGCGUGACUUGGUUGAAGAGAACUAGGAUGGACAACUGAGUUACAAAUGUCUCCACGUUGAGCCUGAUAUUGGAAUCGAACAACAAUUCCUUGUCGUAGGGCUUCGAAGCCAGGAGAACGAAGUUAUAUGAAUGUUAUGAUAUUGAGGGCAGCAUCGGUGACUGCAGGUUGUCGGCACUCCUUUCGCAUCGGAUGUUGACCAAAGCUGGCGUCACUUGUGCCAAUCUGGACACAGUGAUCCAAGGUUCUGUCCGUAUCCUACAUUUGAUAUGCGCAACUGUCGGCGGACUUGCUCCCGAGGUGAUGGGGGACCUGUUCUGGGAUGAUGUUGAUGUUGAUAGAGGAGGCUCGUAUUGAUGAGAAGGAAUAAAGGAACCGAUCGUCGUGCAUUACAG
Messenger RNA from Exophiala xenobiotica, 1326 nucleotides. RefSeq lists its product as uncharacterized. The record is from RefSeq and is a predicted model, not a curated record. The transcript is spliced from 2 exons. Lineage: Eukaryota; Fungi; Ascomycota; Eurotiomycetes; Chaetothyriales; Herpotrichiellaceae. Gene Ontology annotation, biological process: polyketide metabolic process. The coding region runs from base 288 to 875 and encodes 195 amino acids.